AUGGCGUCAGACCUUCGCGGUCAGCCAGCCACUAGUCGACGCCAAAAGUCAAAAAAUCCUAUGGAUCCUGUGGUAACCGAGGCCGCGUCCAGCUCCUCAAGUGCCUUUAGCAAACUCGAGCUCGUCCAAAAGGCAUUCAUGGCUCCUUUCACCCAUAAGAAAACCGACUCGACUCGCAUAUUAUCUGACCUUGCGCCUGUGAUAAUGACUCCCCGCAUGAUCAACUCGGCUGCUACAGUCGCCUCAAAACCACAAGCCUCAAUUACAGGCCCCACAAUCUCGCGCUCAAGGAUGGACUUUUCUUCACUAGGCCGUGCUCCUCUCCGUCUGGGGCUUGGCUCAAAGCGCAUCACGUCGGGAGAUCUACAAAUUUUCGAGGCAACAGAGGAAUUGCUCGAGGCUGAAGUCCCCGAGCCGGAGGGCGUCGCGUCCAACGUCAGUCUUCUCCGAGGAUUCAACGCCACCAUCCCCAGUGCCGAGCAGAGUAAGACCAGGAGACGACAAAUGCGCAAUGUCGAUACUCCCCGCCUUGGAUUGAAGAAACUCGGAAUGAGUGCUCGCGGCUUGCUCACAGAUGAGGAUGACCAUGAAGGCCAAAGCGUAGCCAGCGAGGAUGAUGUAGUCGUAGUCAAGCACGCCCAGUCGGGCAAGAAGAAGAGCAGAGAGAGUCUGAGUGCUACCAAGAAGCUGGGGAAAGAGGAAUUGGUUCGGCAGACGGAGGAAAUCAUGCUCGACAAGGAGAAUAUCCAUGUUAAAAGGAGUCUCAUUAACAAUGAAAUUAAAGAGAUCACUCAUAAGAUUCAGGCCCUUGAUGACAUCAGAGCCAAGCUCGAGCAAGACCUCCUCAAGUUGCAGGAAGAAGAGCUAGAACUGGAUGAUGAGCUUGAGGGUGUAAAAGAAAGAAUAAAGUAUGAACAGGCUUCUAGUCAUCAACCGGCUAGUGCUGUCAAGAAUCUUCAUCUUCCACCGAGUUCCAGACGUCGAAAAGGUCCUGCCUUCCUCCCAUCGGAACAUGAUGAACUUCCUCCGGGUGUCGCAUUCAUGACCUUGGACAGCCAUACAACUCCGAUUACGACUCUGGACUUUUCCGAACCGUAUGGUACCCUUGUCAGCGCUUCACAAGAGGAUGCCCAACCCCGGGUCUGGGAUCUUCUUACAGGUGAUGAAAUAGGAAGACUUCGGGGUCACAUUGGCGCCGUUCACUGCUUGCAAGUUGAGGAUCAUGUAUGUCUGACUGGAGGCGCAGACGGUAAUGUACGACUUUGGGAUUUAAGAAGAGUAAAUGACUCCGAUGGAUGGGGUGAAGGGGAGAUGGUGAACCUGAGUGAUGUACCCGAGGAAGACGAGGAGGGAGGCGAAUUGGUUGAGCAUCCCAGCAGUAUCAGAAACUCUGCAGACGAGAACGAACACAAAGAUAGUAGCUGCGCAAGACUCCUGGAAGGGCACACCCAAGCCGUAACAGCUUUAUAUUUCGAAGAUGAAUGUCUGGUUACCGGUGCUUCAGAUAAAACUCUUAGGCAGUGGGAUCUCACUACGGGACAAUGCGUGAUGACUAUGGACAUCCUUUGGGCCAUAUCACAUCCAGCCAAUGGGAGUAUAUCAAACCCGCUCGCUAGUCAAAGUUUCCCCGGAAGCUUUUCUGUACAAACACCUCCGUAUGCGGAUGGGACUAGAGAAGUAUACGAGGAUUUCGUAGGGGGAGUCCAAUUCUGGGGAUACGGUUUGGUUAGUGGCAGUGGAGAUGGUGCUGUAAGGAUGUGGGACAUGCGGACAGGUCAAGCGCAUAGAACAUUGCUCGGACAUACUGGCCCUGUAACAUGUCUACAGUUCGAUGAAAUACACAUUGCUAGUGGAAGUUUGGACAAGACAAUGAAAAUUUGGGAUCUUCGCAUGGGCGGAAUCUUUGAAACCAUCCAUUAUGAUCAUGCUGUCACGGCUCUGCAAUUUGACUCUCGCAAAAUUGUUGCAGCAGCGGGAGAAAAUGGCGUCAAGAUUUAUAAUCGUACAAGUACACAACAAUCUACCUUACUCACUAAUGGACACACAAAACCUGUAGAGAGACUUAGAUAUAUGGACCGGUAUCUCGUUACAGGAGGCCGGGAUGCCAAACUUAAAAUAUGGUCACUAUAG
Messenger RNA from Psilocybe cubensis, 2130 nucleotides. RefSeq lists its product as uncharacterized. Gene Ontology annotation, biological process: negative regulation of transcription by RNA polymerase II. The coding region runs from base 1 to 2130 and encodes 709 amino acids. The record is from RefSeq and is a predicted model, not a curated record. Gene Ontology annotation, cellular component: transcription repressor complex; nucleus. Lineage: Eukaryota; Fungi; Basidiomycota; Agaricomycetes; Agaricales; Agrocybaceae. Gene Ontology annotation, molecular function: protein binding. The transcript is spliced from 10 exons.